Messenger RNA from Rubroshorea leprosula, 1917 nucleotides. The record is from the annotation of a GenBank genome assembly. NCBI's taxonomy places the organism in Eukaryota, Viridiplantae, Streptophyta, Magnoliopsida, Malvales, Dipterocarpaceae.
AAAAAUCCCGUGGCUGCCAUACUUCACAUGGAGAACCAAUUUACCUCCUUUCCCCUUAUUUUUGCAUUUCUCGUCUUCCUCGCUGUGGUCUUGAAGAUAUGGAAGAAAUGCAACAGCAAAAGCUCGACAUCAAAACCACCCCCCGUCCCAGGACCACCAAAAUUGCCAUUCAUAGGAAAUCUUUACCUCCUCACCAGCAAUCUGCCUUACCUCUGCUUAAGAAACUUGGCCAACAAAUAUGGCCCUGUGAUGCAUUUGCAGCUUGGUGAGAUAUCCACAUUUGUGGUUUCCUCUCUUGAAGCCGCUAAAGAAGUGAUGAAAACUCAUGAUCUCAUUCUUGCUAACAGACCCUCAAUCCAUGCUGCCAAGCUAGUAACUUAUAAUUUUUCAGAUUUGGUGCUUGCGCCAUAUGGAGAACAUUGGAGGCAGCUAAGAAAAAUUUGUACCGUGGAGCUGCUAAGUGCAAAACGCGUUCGAACAUUCAGAUCAAUUAGGGAAGAAGAGGUGUCCAAUUUAAUUAAGUCCAUCUCAUCCAAAGCAGGAUCUGUGGUUAACCUUAGAAAGAUGCUGCGUUCUCUAGCACUCAGCAUAACCGCAAGGGCAGCCUUUGGUGAGAAAUGCAAACAACAAGAAGAGUUCAAGCAAACUGUCCCAGAUAUUGUAUCCUUGUUUACAGGUUUGAGUCUCAUUGAUGUAUUCCCUUCCAUCAAAUUGUUAAAUCUGAUCCAUGCAAUGAGGCCUAGACACAAAAGGCUGCAUCAAAAAGUAGACGAGAUUCUUGAAAACAUCAUUAAGGAACACAGAGCUAACCUAGUAACUGGAGGGACUGGUGAAGCUGAAACUACUAAUCUUGUGGAUGUUCUUUUGAAUCUUCAAGACCAUGGAGCACUCGAAAUUCCCUUAACCACAGACAGUAUCAAAGGAUUUAUCAUGAAUGUAUUCACGGCAGGGAGCGAACCAUUUUCUCUAGUUGUGGAAUGGGCUUUGUCAGAAAUGAUGAAGAAUCCUAAAGUGAUGGAGAAGGCACAAGCUGAAGUAAGACAUGUGUUUUCCAGCAAAGGCUAUGUUGAUGAAGCAGGGCUCCCUGAAUUGAAUUACUUAAAUUUAGUCAUCAAAGAAAGUAUGAGAUUACACAUGCCUGCUCCUUUGCUGCUUCCAAGGGAAAGCAGAGAGCGUUGUGAGAUUAAAGGUUAUGAGAUUCCUGCCAAAUCCAGAGUCAUAGUUAACGUUUGGGCAAUUGCAAGGGAUCCCAAGUAUUGGACUGAAGCUGACAAGAGGUUAUGUCCUGGCAUCUCAUUUGGUACGGCCAUUAUUGAGCUUGCACUUGCAAACUUGCUCUACCAUUUUGAUUGGAAACUCCCUGAGGGAAAGAAGCCUGAAGAUCUAGACAUGACUGAGAUUUUCAAGGCAGCGCUGACAAGAAAAUAUGAUCUCCCUUGGUGGGAAGUCAAUAUAGCAUUGGUUGGAGGCUUGAGUCUCGUUGAUCUUUUCCCUUUGGUCAAGUUGCUCCAUGUGAACCACACAAUGAGGCCUAAAUCCAGAACACUGCACCAGAAAGUAGAUGAGGUUCUUGAAAACAUCAUCAUGGAACAUAGAGCUAAGAGAGGUCUAGGAUGGACUGAAUCAGAUGAUCUUGUGUAUGUCUUGUUGGAUCUUCAGGAUCAUGGAGAACUUGACAUUCCCUUGACAACAGACAACAUCAAAGAGGUGAGGCAUGUCUUUGCUGGAAAAGGUGGUGUUUACGAAGCAGGCCUCCGUAAAUUAAAAGUACCUUAACCUUGUUAUCAAAGAAACCUUGAGAUUACACCCACGUGCUCCUUUGCUGGCUCCAAGAGAAAGCAGAGAGAGAGAGAUGUAAGAUUAAUGGAUACGAGAUACCUGCCAAAUCCAGAGUCAUAAUCAAUGCACGGGCGAUUG